UUCGACCCGCAUUUUUUAAUGUUAGCCUUGCAAGGAGGCUGUGGGAGCCCUUGAUUCUCCGCGCCAGAUGAACGUCUCCUUGGGCACUUGGACGCCUUGACUCCGGAUUACUCGGGGGAGGAAAAAAAGUGUCUGAACAGAGCUUGAACGGAAAUAAAGUAGCCCAGGAGCCGGGGAUUCGAAUAAUUAGUAACCAUGACGACAGAGACGGGCCCAGAUUCAGAGGUGAAGAAUGCCCAAGAGGAAACUCCGCAGCAACAGCUGGAGGCAGCGGCUGGGGGGCCGAACGCAGUGUCCGGCAGCUCCAUGCCCACUGCAAACAACCAAGAAGCUGAGGCUAAUGAGAAGCCAGGAGCCCCUGGUGAAUCCAAACAUACAGAACGGGCUGUGGAUAUGGAUGAAAAGGACUACAGUGAAGCAGACGGGAUAUCUGAGAGAACUACCCCCAGUAAGACCCAGAAAUCCCCUCAGAAAGUCACGAAGAAGCUCAAGAGUGCCAUCUGCAGGGUGAUGUUGCUUGAUGGCUCCGAGUAUGAAUGUGAAGUGGAGAAACAUGCCCGGGGUCAAGUGCUCUUUGACCUGGUCUGCGAACACCUUAAUCUCUUGGAGAAGGACUAUUUUGGACUCACAUUCUGUGACUCUGACAGUCAAAAGAACUGGCUGGAUCCCUCCAAAGAAAUAAAGAAGCAGAUUCGCAGUGGGCCCUGGAACUUUGCUUUCACUGUCAAGUUUUACCCACCGGACCCUGCCCAGCUCACAGAGGACAUUACAAGAUAUUACCUGUGCCUGCAGCUUCGAGCAGACAUAAUCAGUGGUCGUCUGCCCUGCUCCUUCGUUACACAUGCACUGCUAGGCUCCUAUGCUGUGCAGGCUGAACUAGGAGACUUCGAUGCUGAGGAACAUGUGGGAAACUAUGUCGGUGAGCUUCGUUUUGCCCCAAACCAGACUAGGGAGCUUGAAGAGCGGAUAAUGGAGCUGCAUAAGACUUACCGGGGCAUGACGCCUGGUGAGGCAGAAAUUCAUUUCCUGGAGAAUGCAAAGAAGCUUUCUAUGUAUGGAGUUGACCUGCAUCAUGCCAAGGACUCGGAAGGCAUUGACAUCAUGCUGGGUGUUUGUGCCAAUGGCCUUCUCAUUUACAGGGACAGGCUGAGAAUAAACCGUUUUGCCUGGCCCAAGAUCCUCAAGAUUUCAUACAAAAGGAGUAACUUCUACAUCAAAAUUCGACCUGGUGAGUAUGAGCAGUUUGAGAGUACAAUUGGCUUCAAGCUGCCCAACCACCGUUCGGCCAAGAGACUUUGGAAGGUUUGCAUUGAGCAUCACACAUUCUUCAGGCUGGUGUCACCGGAGCCUCCUCCAAAGGGCUUCCUCGUGAUGGGUUCCAAGUUCCGCUACAGUGGGCGAACUCAGGCUCAAACACGACAGGCCAGUGCCCUGAUUGAUCGUCCUGCCCCAUACUUUGAGCGCUCCUCCAGCAAACGGUACACCAUGUCUCGCAGCCUCGAUGGAGAAUUCUCCCGCCCAGCUUCUGUCAGCGAAAAUCACAAUGGAAUGGAGUCAGAAAAGAGAGACGAAGACAGCAGGUAUGGCGGAAGAACGCGGUCCGAGGCUGAGGACGAAGAGGUGACUACCCCAACAAAAAUCAAGGAGCUAAAGUUUUUAGACAAACCGGAAGAUGUUUUGCUAAAGCACCAGGCCAGCAUCAAUGAGUUGAAGAGGACACUAAAGGAACCUAACAGCAAACUCGUGCACAGGGACCGGGAUAGGAGACUACCUUCCUCACCUGCCUCUUCCUCACCCAAACAUGAGGAUGAGACACCAAAGGGAACUCCAGAGAAAACCAAUGAGGUGUCAGAAGAGGAUUCUCCAGAGGAUCUAUCAUCUGAGCACGGAGCUGCCUUAAUCAUGGAAUCUUUUACACAGAAAAGCCUUGUUUCUUCUCCUGAGAGAGCGGGAUUGAGGGAGGGCACAGAGGAGAAAUCUAAGCCACCUCGGCACAGGGCUCCUGAAAGUGACACAGGGGAUGAGGAACAAGACCAGGAGAGAGACUCAGUCUUCCUGAAAGACAACCACUUGGCCAUCGAGCGCAAGUGCUCAAGUAUCACCGUCAGCUCAACUUCAAGCCUUGAGGCUGAGGUGGACUUCACAGUUAUUGGUGACUACCACAGUGCAGCCUUUGAAGACUUCUCACGGAGUUUGCCGGAGCUUGACAAGGAAAAGAGUGAAGGAGAAGCAGAGGGCCAAAUUUCUUCUGAGGAAUCCGACAAACCAGUUUCCAGGCAGGAAGAUGAUAUGAAGGAUGGUGAUAAGGUUCCCCAAGUAAUCCCAGAAGAGCCUUCAGUUGUGAAAACAGAAACUGUGAAAAAAGCAGAAGCAGAGGCCUCUGUGCAGCACAGAAUCAUUGCAACAGAAAUUACACAGGUUGAUGGUACCACCACAAGUGGAAAAGAAACAAUAACCACUUCACACAUUGUCAGCACAGAAACCAUAUCAACAACUUCAGAUCAUAGCACCAAGCCUGGAAAGGGCACAACAGAACUUCGUUCCAUUUCUCCAAUCACCAGCAGUGCUGUUGGGAAAGAAGCCUUCACCAGUCUUUUUGGUGCCACUGCAGAAACCCUCUCCACUUCUACAACUACUCAUGUUACCAAGACUGUGAAAGGGGGCUUUUCUGAAACCCGAAUAGAAAAGCGAAUCAUCAUAACAGGAGAUGAAGAUGUGGACCAAGACCAGGCUUUGGCUUUGGCAAUCAAGGAGGCAAAACUGCAGCACCCUGACAUGCUGGUAACCAAAGCUGUAGUAUAUAGAGAAACAGACCCAUCUCCAGAGGAAAGGGACAAGAAGCCCCAGGAAUCUUGACCUUCGUGCUUUUAGAUGUUGGCAUCUGUAUUUUAACUAUGAAGUAAAGAAGGGGCCUUUAUGCUGGAUUCCUCAAUAAGACAUAGAACGUCCUGGCUGCAAGAAUAAUGUUAAGAGACAAAAAAAAUAAAAAAUAAAAAGGAAUAGCAAAUAUAUUAUAUAUUAUAUAUACAGGAAACAAAAUGCAUCCUUGCACUGCUGCUAUAUGCUGGAGAUGAAUUACAAACAGCAACAUCAGCAACAAACAAAACCAACCACUUCUUCAGAUAAAAAUGAAGAAUUGACUUGACUGAUCUAAAAGAAAAAAUCAUGAUGGUAAUAAUAUUAUUAACAAUACAAUAAACCACCAUUCUGCAUGUUACAUUUAAAGGAUACAUAACUCAUUUGUUGCACACUGAAUGGAAAAGCAAAAAAUGCUUUGCAACAAAGCAAGAAAUCAACAAGCAAAACAAGCAGAAAUACAACAUGAUUCCCUACAUAGGAAAGAAUCAAAAAUCAUUCACUUGUAUAAUUCUUGUUUAAUUAUUUUCUGAUUUGGGAUGUGUGGUGAUCAUGCUUUCUCUUCACUCCAUGCUACUUCUGUUGCGUCAUCUUUUCCCAACCCCUGUCCUUUUUUUAACCUGCCCUCCUUAUAUCCAGUCCCCUUGUUCUGCUGAAGAUAAUUAAGACUGGAUUUCACAUAAAACAAAAUGACAUGUAUAUGAUUUUUCAUUGAUCAAAGUACAGCCUGUAGAGGUUUCAUAUGGAUGUGCUUUUAAGUUAUGUAUAUUAUAUAUAACUGGGAGGGUGGGGAAUGAUAUUAAAACAAAUUAAACAAUGCUGAUAAGUAUGACAAUGACAUUUUUACAUUAUAAUUAUUUGUUUGACCAUACUUAAUGUAUUACAAGACUCUUAGAUCAUACCAAUAGCCCAUGAAAACAGAGUAGGUAAACAAUCACUAAUUCUCUCUGGGGCUGGUAUUUGUCACUAAGUUGGCCGGUGCUCUUUCAAGAGAAACUGCUGGUAUAGUGACACAAUAGUGUUUGUAAUUGGUUGGUUGGUUGGUUGGUUGGUGAAAAGGAAGCAUUCAGCAACAUGGGAAGGGAAUAAUGGAAGGUAGAAUGGAUCAGUGUUACUGCAGCACAGUUAGUUAUUAAAACAAGCCAGUCCACAAUCUCUCCCUCAUUCACUAGGCUCAAGAAUUGGAGGUCAGCUGGGGACAUGAGGUCAGGUUGCUUCAUCAUGUACAGCCUUUCAUAUCUAGAAGUCUUUGAUCUCUCAGACCUAGAUGUCUAGCUGGAGGGAAGCUAUUAUGACCUAUGUUCUUCAAAAAGGCAACUUUUUCAUUCCAAACUAGUGCCCCCUCCCCAAACCUACUGACCACAAUAUGCCACCUUUAGUUCCAUGUAUUAAAAGGGCAUGAGAGCUCUUCAGAGAAAAUGUCCUGGCUGAGCAAGGAGGCAUCCCUAUCCUGCUCCCUGCACAGUCCAUAAUUCUAUUUUGCCAGGUUGACACUAGAUUCUGCAGAGAGUAUCCAGUAGGUGGAGAACAUGGAUGAAAUAAUACUGCUUCCUUCCAAGUAAAAUCCAUUCCCACACAUGCACAGACUAGGGUCAGGGCUUACUAACAGACAAUUGACAUAUGGUUUCUUGAAAGUACAUCCAUCCAAAUGACAAUAAGUUGUAAAGCUUGAGAGGGCAGACCAAUGAAAAGAUGAAGCCAGAUACUGCUCAGACAUGAGGAAGGCAUUGAAUCAAACUGUUCUGCUACCGAAAACCUGGGACUUCAAUGUGUUACUUAACUGUUUUUCAUUAAUUCCUUUCAUCCAUUUUAUGAAAGGAAGAAUUAGAGCAAACACAAAAUGUAAG
Molecule: messenger RNA, 4703 nt
Organism: Varanus komodoensis (Komodo dragon)
Lineage: Eukaryota; Metazoa; Chordata; Lepidosauria; Squamata; Varanidae
Gene: EPB41L1
Product: erythrocyte membrane protein band 4.1 like 1
Exons: 23
Coding region: 196-2856 (886 amino acids)
Biological process (GO): cortical actin cytoskeleton organization
Cellular component (GO): plasma membrane; cytoskeleton
Molecular function (GO): actin binding; structural molecule activity
Source: RefSeq, a predicted model, not a curated record